AUGUUCCCGGAGGCUCGCUGUCUUCCCGUACUCCUUCCUUGGGAUGCCUGGUGCAUCUCAUUUUCCUCUGCUCUGAUGGGUGUCCGUCUGGCCCUCUCCCUUGUCUGGCUUCUCGCUUCGGGAUCCCUCUCCCAUCCUCUGGAAGGUUCAAAUUCUGGGGGGAAAGCUUUCAUCGCCAAAAUCAGACGUUCGUCUGGCAAAUCUCCGGCGGCUCAGAGCUAUGCUCAACGCAUAUUCGACAAAACAUCUGCCAUCGAUGACCUCAAUAAUGUCCUGGCCAAGUACGCAGAUGCCGUUCAAAUCCUUUCCGGCGUCGGUCUCAACCCUGACACCCACCCUGAGGCUGGGUACUACCCAUUCACGCAUCCUCUCCUUGGCGUGAUGAAUAGCACGAACUCAACCGCACCGAAUGUUAACCAGAGUCUGGGCACGGUGCAGAUCACCGCUGAGAGCAUGGAUGGAAGCGGCCCAGGGACGACAGGGAUUAUCAGCGUACCCGGGACGGCGCAGCAGUCGCUCACGGACGACGUCGCGGGGGGGCUCGACAUCCUCUAUUAUGGCGCGCUCGCGUUCGGCUCGCAGAAACAGACGCUGACAGUCGACAUCGACACGGGCUCUGCGGACCUCUGGGUGCCGGUGAACUGCCGCUCGUGCGCGGGCGACUCGUUCCAUGCCGCGCAGAGCUCCUCCUAUCAGAAUCUGGGGCAGACAUUCUCUGUGCAAUAUGGCGCUGGCAAGGUGUCGGGGACGCUCGCCCAGGACAGCGUCGCUGUGGGCGCGCUCACAGCCCCCCAGCAGGUGUUCGGCGCUGUGCGCGCUGAGUCCAGCGAUUUCUUCGAUGAGCCGUCUGACGGGCUAUUGGGGCUUGCAUUCGGGAGCAUUGCGCAGUCCAAGAGACCUACUUUCUUCGAGAAUUUGAUGGUUUCGAAGCAAGUCACCGCCGGGGCCUUCGCAAUACAUCUAGCUCGCGGUCAAUCCACAGGGUCCGAGGUGUGUUUCGGCUGCUUUGAUACCACGAAAGCGAUCGGCCCUAUUACCUGGCACCCAGUGAUAUCCCGAACAUACUGGACCAUUCGGUUAGACGGGAUAUCGUCGGGCUGUAAUCACCCCCUCGAUGUCAAUCUGACAGCGGCAAUUGAUACCGGAACUACGCUGAUAUACGUUCCAGAUGACGUCGCUGCGCAGUUUUAUUCCCUUGUGAGCCUCGGAGCGCGCUUGCUUUUCUCAGAGACUCUUAUGAGACCACAUACAGAUCCCUGGAUCCAGUAUGGCUGA
Molecule: messenger RNA, 1275 nt
Organism: Fibroporia radiculosa
Lineage: Eukaryota; Fungi; Basidiomycota; Agaricomycetes; Polyporales; Fibroporiaceae
Exons: 6
Coding region: 1-1275 (424 amino acids)
Biological process (GO): proteolysis
Molecular function (GO): aspartic-type endopeptidase activity
Source: RefSeq, a predicted model, not a curated record